AUGCUCAAAUUCCGUGUGUGUGCCGUCAUACAGCCGACUGUGGAGGCGCACGCUCGGAUCAAUUGGAGCAGUGUAAAUGUGGAUCGGAGCCUGCGGCUGAAUGUGGGCCACCAGUACCGUCCCAUGAUGCUGACCCGUGUCAUGAUGUACUCGCUGCUGACGUUGGUUGGUGUGUGGUACGGACGCCAUCGCGAUGCAGUGCGUCGCGCCGAGCGUCGCCAGGAGCUGCUCGAGGAGCGAGCCCGUAGAAAGAGCUUUCUGGGUAGAAAUUCCAGCCAUUGGAUCACCGCGCAGCAUUCCGUGUCGCUGUAUCUGCACAUUCAGUUGCUCUUUCUGCGACGUUUGAUUGAGGCAUCGCUGGCCACCUACUGGCGGCAGUUCCACGGCGCCGUCGAAGACCCCAACAUCAAGCAGAGCAACUUCAUCAGCUUCGAGACGCAUCUGCUGGCCACGGAAUGA
Messenger RNA from Drosophila subobscura, 459 nucleotides. RefSeq lists its product as uncharacterized. The record is from RefSeq and is a predicted model, not a curated record. The transcript is spliced from 2 exons. Bases 1 to 459 code for a protein of 152 amino acids. NCBI's taxonomy places the organism in Eukaryota, Metazoa, Arthropoda, Insecta, Diptera, Drosophilidae.